AUGGGAGACAUUUUUAGGGCGGACGAGGAAUUUUCAUACUACUGGGCGGACGAGGAACCUAUUUAUCAAAAGAAGUACCCCGAAAAGUCGUGCAAUCCAAAAUGUGUGAAACCGUUCCUCGAGUUUCAGGCAUGCGUUAAGAGGAUCCAAGAUUAUGAAAGCGGACACAAGCAUUGUACUGGACAAUAUUUUGAUUUCUGGUCUUGUAUCGACAAAUGUGUUGCUCCGAAGCUUUUCGCGAAGCUGAAGUGA
Molecule: messenger RNA, 252 nt
Organism: Pyrus x bretschneideri (Chinese white pear)
Lineage: Eukaryota; Viridiplantae; Streptophyta; Magnoliopsida; Rosales; Rosaceae
Product: cytochrome b-c1 complex subunit 6-1, mitochondrial-like
Exons: 4
Coding region: 1-252 (83 amino acids)
Biological process (GO): mitochondrial electron transport, ubiquinol to cytochrome c
Source: RefSeq, a predicted model, not a curated record